AUGGCAGCUUUAGCACCCGGAAUCCUCCAGAAGCUAAUCGACGGGAUGAAAACCGGAGUUAAACCGACCGGCGAACACAGAAGCUCUCUAUUACAGGUCACCGAUAUCGUCCCCAUCGAUCUUGACGAGAAGAAUCUUUUGCCCAAACAAGGCUUCUUCAUCAAAGUCUCGGAUUCCUCUCACUCGAUCUACGUCAGCCUUCCUUCGGAUCAAGACGACGACGUUCUCAGCAACAAGAUGCAGCUUGGUCAGUUCAUCUACGUCGAUCGGCUCGACCCAGGGACCCCUGUUCCGAUCGUCAAAGGCGCUAGGCCGAUUCCGGGACGACAUCCUCUGCUCGGAACUCCUGAGCCAUUGAUGAGCACACGAGGGAAGACAGAGAAGGAGCCCGGUUCGAGGCCGAGAAGAGGCUCUUGGGGUCAAAACGGUGACUUUCCGUCUCCUUUCGUGUUAAAGCCUGCGCCUUUGGAUUUUGAUCAGUGCACGCCGGCGAAGCAUCGGCUCGGCGAAAGGAGGUUCGCGGCGGCGGCGUCUCCGGUGGUGAUGACGAGAGGGAGGUCACCAGGUGGUGUUAGGUGUUCUUACGGAGGAGGGCUAUUGGGGAAAAUGGCGGAUCUCAAAGGAGAGAGCCCUGCGGCGAUGAUGAGGAAGAGCUGUGUUGUUCCGCCGAGCUCGAAGUUUCCGAGAAGCAGAAGUGUUUGCGAUAGAGAGACGGCGAAGAUCUCUGUUUCUUCUGCUCUUCUUAGUCCGUUUAAAUCCUCUGCAAAGAAAAGCAACUCGCCGCCUCCGAGUUCACGCACGAGAAGAGCAACCGCUUUGGUGGAAGAGGAAAGAGAUGCUCCAAAGUCUACCUCGAAGUUGGCUUCUCCAAAGUACGAACCUAAGCAUGUUAAGCUGGAAAAACCAGAGAAGAGUUCGAGUCUACCAGGAAGACUCAGCUCACUGAGCAAGGAAGCUAUGCAGCAACGAGAGACGGCGCAGAAGAUAGCUCUUCAGGCUUUGCGAGAAGCUACAGCCACAGAAACAGUCGUUCGUCAUCUCAAGACAUUCGCCAAUCUAAGCAAAUCAGCUAAAGCUGAUUGUCCUGCUGCGUGCUUUGAGAAGUUCUUGGAGUUUCACAGCCAGAUAUCUGAAACCAUGAGCGAAAUCUCGUCCAUUGAAGCAGCAGUUUCAUCAGCUAACGAGAACAAAUCCGAGGAUGGAUCGUCUUCGAUACUUCACGAAAUCCAGCCCAACUCUAUUGAUCAGGAGAGAACCGCAACAAAGAGAAGAACCACUUCCCUGAAGCAGCAGCAAAACCAUAAGCAACUGAGAUCAAACGAUGAGAACAAGAACCCAUCAGCAGCUCCUCCUCCUUCCGGGUUAGGAAACACGGUGAGGCUGUCGAAAGAGAUUGAGAAGGAAGCUGCGAAUUGGUUCAUGGAGUUCAUAGAAAAGGCUUUGGAGAAAGGGAUGAAGAAGUGUAAAGGCACAGGUGAUGCGGAUGUUAAGAAGGUUCCACAGUCUCUGAUUCUCCAAGUUGUUAACUGGGUUGAAGCAGAACACUCUGCUGAUAACACGAGACGACCGGUCCAUCCAAAAGCGUCACAUAUCACUAGAAAGCUCAGAAUCAAACUGAAGAAUCCUUGA
Thlaspi arvense is the source of this 1629-nucleotide messenger RNA. NCBI's taxonomy places the organism in Eukaryota, Viridiplantae, Streptophyta, Magnoliopsida, Brassicales, Brassicaceae. The record is from the annotation of a GenBank genome assembly.